AAUUUAUUCUAUGACUGGGAUAUAAACAAGUUUAUUUACUGCAGAACUUGUAACUACACUAUAUUGCCAAAAGUGUUGGAACACCCUUCCAAAUCAUUGGACUCAGGUGUUCCAAUCACCUCCAUGGCCACAGGCAUGCAGACUGCUUCUACAAACAUUUGUGAAAGAAUGGGUCGCUCUCAGGAGCUCAGUGAAUUCAAGCGUGGUACCGUGAUAGGUUGCCAACUGUGCAAUAAGUCCAUCCGUGAAAUUUCCUUGCUACUAAAUAUUCCACGGUCACCUGUUAGUGGUAUUAUAACAAAGUGGAAGCAACUGGGAACAACAGCAACUCAUCCGGGAAGUGGUAGGUCAUGUAAAAUGACAGAACAGGGUCAGCGCAUGCUGAAGCACACAGUGCGCAGAAGUCGGCAAUUGUCAGCAGAGUCAAUAGCUAAAGAUCUGCAAACUUCAUGUGGCCUUCAAAUUAACACAACAACAGAGAGCAUAGAGAGCUUCAUGGAAUGGGUUUCCCUGGCUGAGCAGCUGCAUCCAAGCCUUACAUCACCAAGUGCAAUGCAAAGUGUCAUAUGCAGUGGUGUGAAGCACGCCGCCACUGGACUCUAGAGCAAUGGAGACGUGUUCUCUGGAGUGAUUAAUCACACUUCUCUGUUUGGUAAUCCAAUCGAUGUGUCUGGGUUUGGUGGUUGCCAGGAGAACAGUACUUGCCUUG
Staurois parvus is the source of this 709-nucleotide messenger RNA. The record is from the annotation of a GenBank genome assembly. Lineage: Eukaryota; Metazoa; Chordata; Amphibia; Anura; Ranidae.